UUGGUAGGCUAUCUUCUCCUUCUUCUUAAUCUUGGGCAAUCUUGACUAUCCUGUAAUUAAAGAAUAUGUCUCUUCAGUUAACCUGCAUUUUAAAUAUUCUGUUGUAUGAUCGAAACAUUCUUGAUGCCCUUUAUUUGAAAAGAAGUUAGAAUUUAUCUUUUUGAUUUGGUAGGCUGGGAAAAAGGGUGAUUAUGAAAUCUUCAAGGGGGGGUGUUAAAAGGGAGAUGGUAGAAAGCGAGAAAGAGAUAGAAAAUUGCAAUUUUAAGAGAGAAUUUUGCUGGGAAUGAGCUGAAUUAUCAACGCACCGCUUAGAGUUCAAUGUGGAGUUUAAGAUUGAACUAGUUUUGGAAUUUUAGUUGCUUUUUAGGAAUUCAAUUUAUAGUUCUAAGUUGGAAGAUAAAAGGAGAAGUCCCGUUUAAGAAAAGCUACUGAGUUCCUGUAAAAGGUUUAAUGACUUAUCUUUUGAUAUGAAAUGGAUUGUAAAUGAGCGGAUUUGCAGUUGAUGGUAGAUCCGAGUAAGAGGAGGAACUGAAUUCUUUAGAUGCAGAUUUGCAUGUUUAAACGGUGUAGGAAGGAUGGUAUCUGGCUUUGAAGAUUGCCAAGGGCAAUAGCCUAGGGAUUUUAGGUGCAAUUCCUAUUUUUGUGUGUGAUAUUAACGACGCUUUUUGAUUCUUGCAUGAGUUAUUAGAACAAGAAAACAUGAAUAACUAUCUGAAGAAAAAUCGGUUCUUACCAGGUUGAUAUAGAAAACAAGACUGUGGAGGAUGAGAGGUUGCUUGUGUUAUGUUUAGGAAAGAAGUUUGUCAUAACAGGCUUGUAAUAUGAUGACCAAUAUGUAUUUUUAGGCUUAUGAUAAACCAAUACUUUCUUUUUUAUCAAAUUCCGACUCUCCAAACGGCUAAUGGUACUAAAUGUUAAUUAGCUGUCAAACCAUCUUAGCAAUAAACUUGACGUGUUGCACAUUUCUAUUAUGGAAAAAAUUUUGGAUCAAUCAGACAAAGUUUUUGGGUGCUUACUGCUUCAGGGGAAAAGUUGUUUCCAGUCAAUUAAGAUUGUGCCUAAAUUCUGCACUGAAAUGACCUGUGUCAGUUUUGAGGAAAAUCUGUUCAAAGAAAUGCUAGAGAAUGCAUCAUUUUAGUAUGUUGCACUUCUGCAUCUUUGUAUAGUGUAAUGUGAUACCAAUAGUGUGGACAACUGAACACUGUUAUGCUUUUUCCUACGUAAUCUUUUUUUGUUCUUUGGCUAUUGUAAUCUCAAAUAGUGUCUUUCUAUUUGAUCCUUUUUGCUGGUUAUACUCUUCAAUCUUUGGUAUUGGCAGUCAUUUGUCCAUUCUUAUCUCAGGUAGAAUUCCUCGUACUGCUUUUCACCAUUGCAAAGUUCAACUUUUUGUUCCAGUAAUUUGUCACUUUUUCCCACUUUCAUUCAUUCCUUGUCACUUGUUCCAGUAAUUUGUCACUUGUUCCAGUAAUUUGUCACUUUUUCCCUUUUCCUUUUCCAAGCCUCUAUGUGUGUGUGUGUCUCUGUGUGCCUGAAUGAAGACGAGUUGGAAAAGGAAAAGGAAAAGAAACCAAUAAAUAAAGCCCUAGAGGCCAUUAAACAGUUUAAUGUAUUUGUGUGUAUGGCUGUCAGUCAUCACUGGCUAAAGGACUCCUACCACGGGAUUCCUUUAUUAUUUUUAUGGACUGUAUUUCUGUAGAUCACUAGAUUGAUUAACUUGUGUAGAUCCCUUCUGUGACAUUGAAUAUCAUCCAUGUCAAUUAAUUUAUAUUUGAUGACUUUUGCUUGCCCAGUUGCCUUAAUAGUGCUUAACUGAUGGCAAACAGGACUUUGAUUGUUUGGGUGGCAGCUAGAUGCACAGGGUAGUAUAGUUAAUUUGUAACUUUCCUCUCUCGACAAUUGAGGAUUCAUAAUCAAACUCUGCUAGUUCUAUAUAUCAAACAUAUUUCUGGACUUAAAUCUAGCCUGCCGUAAGUAGAAUUAGCAUUUGGUUGUGCACAAGAAUAGGGGAGGCAGAUCAUUCUAAGAUACUUGGAUACAGACUAUUCAAGUACUGAAGUACUUCAUUCAACUUUUUGAAUAUAAGAAAAGCCAUGGGAUUCCCUUAGUAGUCAUCACCAGCAAGAGUAUAUGUACACCAUCAUGUUAUUUGGCUGUAGCUGUAUGAAACAGUUUAUGUGUUUACAAUGUAUCUGCAAAAACUUUAUUGACUGUAAAGUUGUGAUUUAAAAUGAAUAAUGGUUUGACUUCUUUUAGUCCAUGUCAAAUUUUGACGUGUAAGCAGGCAAAAAUAUUGGACAGAAGUAUUGUGGAUAGCCUUGUGUAGACCAACCAAUAUUGGAGCUGUUAUAAUGCAUUUGCAUGACUGUGAUAGCAAGAAGCAUUAGGCAUCUCUUCUGUCAGAGUCUCGUCCCUUCACCUUAGAGGUUCAGUGAUUUUUAGUUGUUGCCUAGAAAGUUGUCAGAAUGGUGGAUUUCCAAGCAAAUGUUCUUUCCUGUCUCACGAUCUCUCUUGGCUUCCUCUCACUAAUAUACUUCAUCUUUCGGAAAUACUCUUCUCCACCCAAGUGUGCUCCAUCUCCUCAGUCAUACCCUCUGGUUGGAAAUAUCAUUGGCUUCCUCCUCAACUGCCACCGCUUCCAUGAUUGGGUUGCUGAAAUGCUUUCGUGCACUCCAGAUCUUACUCUUCAGGUCAAUGGCUUCCUUGGCCUUUCUCAUGGCAUUUGCACUGCCAACCCUGUCAAUCUUGACCAUAUUCUUCGCUCCAAUUUUUCUAAUUAUGUGAAAGGCUCCCGUUUCCAUAAUGUACUACAAGAUCUUCUUGGCGAUGGCAUCUUCAAAGUUGAUGGUGAACUCUGGUCUUCACAACGCAAAAUUGCCAGCCAUGAGUUUAACACCAAAUCUCUCAAGCAUUUCAUCUCAAGCACUGUCCAAGGUCAAAUUUCAAACCGCUUGAUUCCAUACCUAUCCUUCGCAUGUGAUAAGGAAGAAGUCAUCGAUUUACAAGAGGUUUUUCGCAGGUUUGCAUUCGAUAACAUAUGCAACAUUGCAUUUGGUGUUGACCCUGCAUGGCUAGACUUGAACAAGGUUGAUCACAACUCACGGAAUUUGUCAUUUGUCUGUGCAUUUGAUCAUGCCGUUGAGGUUAGUUCAGACAGGUUUAUGUCACCUUUACCGGCAUUAUGGAAGAUGAAGAGGCUUCUGAAUAUUGGUAGUGAAAAACAAUACAAUGAAGACAUUCAAGUAAUAAAUGAUUAUGCCAUGGAUAUUAUACGAUCCAAAGAGAAAAUGCACCUGAACCAAGAGGGAAAUGGGCUGGGACAGAAUCAAGAUUUGUUAUCUAGGUUUAUGGAUUCAGUGUCAAAUCUUGGAUUUCAUAAUCAAGAUGAAAAGAGGAAGUUCUUGAGAGAUAUAGUGAUCAGCUUCAUACUUGCAGGUAAAGACUCGACCUCAACAGCAUUGACUUGGUUUUUCUGGUUAAUUUCUGGCCAUCCUCAGUAUGAGCAGUUGAUCUACAGUGAACUGCUGGCCACAAUUGCAACAUCUCCAGAGAAAGCACCAGAAAGUUUAAGCUAUGAUGAGCUUAAGAAGCUCCAUUUCCUACGUGCAACCAUCUCAGAAUCAUUACGGCUCUUCCCACCAGUGCCAAUCAAUUCAAGAUUAACUGUAUCUAACGACACCCUGAGUACAGGGACUUUCGUGGGAAAAGGGUGGUUUGCUGAUUACUCAGCUUAUGCAGCAGGGAGGAUGGAGAGGCUGUGGGGUCCUGAUUGUCGGGAGUUCAGGCCUGAGAGAUGGUUGGAUGAAGAUGGUGUAUUCCAGCCCUGUGAUCAAUUCAAAUUCCCAGUAUUUCAUUGUGGUCCUAGGAUGUGCUUGGGGAAGGACAUGGCUUACAUGCAAAUGAAAUCUGUUGCUGCAUCUGUUAUUUAUAGUUUUGAAGUUAAGGCUGUUGAUGGAGGUGGAUUACCAGAAAGGAUUUUUCAUCCACCUUACACAUUAUCCCUUCUCCUCAAGAUGCGUGGUGGAUUGCCUGUUAAGCUCAAGAAAAGGCAAUUGACAACCUCAAGUUGGACUCAGAAAUAGACCAUUUUACUAGAGAAAUUUUAGCAUGCAAGGUAACCAUCAACACAUGUACAUACCUGUUUGUUGCAAAACAAGUGAAACUAUUCUGUCAAUAAUAUAGGGGGGAAUAAUGUAUGAGAAGCUUGAUGUGUUUUUUACUUUCAAUUUUCUCAAUCCAAUUGUUGGCGGACCAAUUACUAAACACUUUAUCUUAUGAGGCUUGCUGGAAA
Coffea arabica (coffee) is the source of this 4288-nucleotide messenger RNA. Its product is annotated as cytochrome P450 94A1. The record is from RefSeq and is a predicted model, not a curated record. Gene Ontology annotation, molecular function: oxidoreductase activity, acting on paired donors, with incorporation or reduction of molecular oxygen; heme binding; iron ion binding. NCBI's taxonomy places the organism in Eukaryota, Viridiplantae, Streptophyta, Magnoliopsida, Gentianales, Rubiaceae.